AUGCUGACGCGACGAGUGUUCGUGAUAGCGUGGGCGGUGGCGAUGUACGUGAUGUCGCAAGCGAACCGCGAUGCAAAUCGUCUGUUCGAGGAUCUCCUGGCCGACUACAAUAAACUCGUCCGACCCGUGGACAACAACAGUGACACACUGAUCGUCAGAUUCAAGCUGAAACUCAGCCAGCUGCUCGACGUGCAUGAAAAGAACCAAAUCAUGACGACGAAUGUCUGGCUGCAACAUAGUUGGACGGAUUACAAACUGCGAUGGAAUCCUGAUGACUAUGGCGGUGUUGACGUUCUCUACGUGCCUUCAGACACGAUUUGGUUACCAGAUAUAGUACUUUAUAAUAAUGCUGAUGGAAACUAUCAAGUCACCAUUAUGACAAAAGCCAAGUUGUCAUACAAUGGUACUGUUGAAUGGGCACCACCGGCAAUCUACAAGAGCAUGUGUCAGAUUGAUGUCGAAUUCUUUCCAUUCGAUCGACAACAGUGUGAAAUGAAGUUUGGUGAGUAG
Molecule: messenger RNA, 510 nt
Organism: Angiostrongylus costaricensis
Lineage: Eukaryota; Metazoa; Nematoda; Chromadorea; Rhabditida; Metastrongylidae
Source: the annotation of a GenBank genome assembly